AUGAAGUUCACAGGCAACCUGGACCGAGCUGGCCUCGGUCUGCUCCUCUGCGCGCUCCCCGCGACCGUCGACGCGCACUCGUGGGUCGAGAGGAUCUUCCGCAUCAACCCUGACACCCGCCAGUUCCUCGGCUCCCCUGGCUACGCUCGUGGCGGUGAUUUCCGGGAACUCGUGCCGCAGGGCAUGACGGACGCCGAAUGGAUCUACCGCCUGCCGCUCGACGGUGGCUGGAACGGCGACGAGAACAUCAACAAGCAACCCCUGUCCGCGGCCAUUGCGGACAUGGAGCUCGACGCCAGCCCCGGCGACUGGAUCGCCAUUCAACACCUGGAGAACGGCCAUGUCACCAAGAAAGAACCGGGUCGCCCCCUCAACAGCGGUACACUCUUCCUCUACGGCACGGCCGAGCCCACGGACAAUGACAAGAUCGCCGACAUUCACCUCAAGUGGAACGCGGACGGCACCGGCGGCAACAAGAAGGGCAAGCUUCUGGCCACGCGCAACUUUGACGACCUGCAGUGCUACGAGGGCCGCCCUGCCGGCGCCGAUGACGAGUUGGCCCGCACCCGCGCCAGUGCUAUCGGCACUGACCAGGCCGACAGCCUCCCCUGCCAGGCGGACAUUCAGCUGCCCACCGACCUGGCGCCCAACUCGCGCUACACCAUCUACUGGCUCUGGGACUGGCCCCUUCUCGACGAGACCAAGAUCGACAUGGCCGCCACCGCCGAGGGCAAGUUCCCCUGGUCCGGCAGCUGGGUCCGCGGUGACAAGGACAUUGGCUUUGACCCGGACGUCAUUCUCAACGGCGAGAGCUACACCAGCACCAUUGACAUCAACAUCGUCCCCAGCAUGGGCAAUGCGAGCAUCGGCACCCAGCAGGCCGCGGCCAACACCCUCUUCCAGGGCAAGGCGGAGCCAUACUCUCAGGCCAUCAAGGAGCAGCUCAGCACGGACUAUGGCGUGUCUUUUCCGCAGCCUGCGGCGGGCGACGGUGAAGCUCCUGUCGAGUCUUCUCCUGGCGUCCCAGCUGCGUCAGAGGCCCCCGCCACUCCCGAGGAGUCUGUCGCUCCGCAGCCGGAGGACCCUGUCGCUAGCUGCACUGGUGCGUCCAUGGUGACGCCUGACCCCGUUACGGUGACUGUCACUGUGACUGACACCCCCGCUGCGUCCUGCCCCUCAGCCAUGUCGACAUCGACUGUCACCGAGGUCGUUACCCAGACCACCACGGUCUCGCCCUCGCCCUCGUCCACGUCUACCAGCACGUCCACCGUCAUUGUCGAGGAGACGCAGUAUGUCACCGUGGCGGCUCCCGAGGAGACCCCCGUCGUGGUCAACAACGCUGCCAUGCCCGCCUCCAGCACCCGCGGGGGUUUCAUCCUGCCGGGCUUCAUCGGCCAGGAGCAGCCGUCGUCCAAGUCUACCACGACGACGACUGCUACUGUCGCGUCUAGUGUGCCGACACCUCUGCACAAUCGCGUCAAGUUGCCGUUUGUCGCCUAA
Emericellopsis cladophorae is the source of this 1500-nucleotide messenger RNA. RefSeq lists its product as uncharacterized. The record is from RefSeq and is a predicted model, not a curated record. The transcript has a single exon. Lineage: Eukaryota; Fungi; Ascomycota; Sordariomycetes; Hypocreales; Bionectriaceae. Bases 1 to 1500 code for a protein of 499 amino acids.